AUUGUCUGCGGUAAGGACAGGUUCCUCGAGUGAGGACUAAUGCAAUUUUAUUUAUUAUUAAUUUUAAAAGUUGCUCGAUGAGCUUAUCGUUGCACUAAAUGAUUCAAUAAAUCUCGUAAGUGAGAAAGCCGAACAGUCAAACAAUGUCCGUUUUCUUCGUGAACACGAACCCGGAGGGUGAAGAGGUGGAAGGAGAUUCGAAUGGGGAUUUACAGAUUGCCUCACCAGGCAACUCGGAAGCACAGCAGGCGUUGGGUCAGUUUUGGCCUAAAGUAACAGAUGAGAUUAAAAAAAUAACUACUAUGGACCUGAAGACUCAAUCCCUACCGUUGGCUAGAAUAAAAAAAAUAAUGAAAUUGGAUGGCGAUGUAAAAAUGAUAAGCGCUGAGGCGCCGAUGUUGUUUUCAAAGGCUGCUGAGAUAUUCAUACAUGAACUAACGCUUAGAGCCUGGGUUCACACAGAAGAUAAUAAAAGACGCACUCUGCAGAGGAACGAUAUUGCAAUGGCUAUUACUAAAUACGAUCAAUUCGACUUCCUCAUCGAUAUUGUUCCCAGGGACGAAUUGAAACAGACUAAAGCCCAGAACGAUAAUUCCGUACGAACAUCAAUGAACUCUGAUCAAGUUCAUUACUACUUUCAGCUUGCCCAGCAACAAGCUACCGCAAAUCAGGGUGUACAAAAUAAUGGCUCAGCUUCCCAGCCAAUACAGAUUGUUCAACCGUCAACUGGACAAAUUCAAACUAUUAAUAUCGGCAGCCCUGUUGAACAGCAUAAGCAGAUAGGUGUACAAAACUUCACAUUUCAAAAUUACUUCCAGGAAAAUUCGAACACUAGUUCAGCGCAAACUGUGACUGCCCAAACUGUGACAGUUCCAAGUCCACAGCAAACGACGAGUGGUCAACAAGUUAUACAAUUACAGCAAGCACAGCAAUCUCCUACCUCCCAAAGUGGAGGGAUUCAAAUAGUACAACAAAUAGUAACACCCAGCGGUGAAAUACAACAGAUACCUAUUCAACUAACGCCGCAACAACUACAGAUGAUUCGAAUGCAAGUUCAGGGCGGUAGUAAUCAGCCCAUUAUCAUUCAAGCCUCACCUAUUCAAGCCCAACCACAGUUAAUUCAAGUCGCCCAAGGCGGUCAGACGCCUGUAUAUCUACAAACCAACAGUAACGACAACGAAUAAUUGAAAUUUAAAUCUAAACGGAUAAUUUUACGCUAAAUUCUAUUAGUCUUAUCAACUAGGCAUAAGUUUAGCGUCUAAGAAAUAAAAAUUUUUCAACCCACUCUCAAGUAACAUUCGGACCGUCGCGUUGCGCUAUUUUUAAAAAAGUACUAAAUGCGGUAAAACUAAAUAAUCAGGCGCCCUACUACAAAUCAAUUCUAACAAAUCGAGAUAAUGAUCAUGUUUAAUAGCGAUUGCUGAAUACCACUGAUAACCGCUGAGUUCCAAGUUCUUAGUCGGGUGUUAACUAUAGUCUUAUAUUUCGAAAAGUUGGCCACCGUGCGUUGUUCUUUUUGGCCGAUUAAAAGUGCACCAAUGAUGUCGCCACUAUUGAUAACCCGCGGGACUGUACCUUCAAAUUGUGCGAUAUUUAAGCACCGCGUUAAUCCCGACACCGAUGAUAUCUGAAUAUAGUAUGAAUAUUUAAAAAAGAAA
This is a messenger RNA of Neodiprion fabricii, 1658 nucleotides long. RefSeq names its product nuclear transcription factor Y subunit gamma (gene Nf-YC). Gene Ontology annotation, biological process: regulation of DNA-templated transcription. Gene Ontology annotation, molecular function: DNA binding; protein heterodimerization activity; DNA-binding transcription activator activity, RNA polymerase II-specific. The record is from RefSeq and is a predicted model, not a curated record. Bases 144 to 1184 code for a protein of 346 amino acids. NCBI's taxonomy places the organism in Eukaryota, Metazoa, Arthropoda, Insecta, Hymenoptera, Diprionidae. The transcript is spliced from 5 exons. Gene Ontology annotation, cellular component: nucleus; CCAAT-binding factor complex.